AUGGGAGGUCCUUCGCUCACACCACAGAAUGAAACCCUUGGCAGAAUUUGGGAGAAUGACAGGAAGUACCUCCAUGUGAACAGCUCUGCUGUGAACGUAUCAGUUAACCCAUCAACCAUAACAUAUCCAAUGUCUGUCACACCUGAAAUCGCGCCAAAUUGGGUUUAUGCCAGUGCAGAGACCAUGGGAGAUGCAAAUGUUCCCAUUGUGAACUUCAAUCAACGUUACGUGGGUUUCGCCCCUUUUAAUUACGGAACUGCAAAUAGUUCAACUUCUGUUCUUGGUUACUUCUGCGAUGUCGUCAACCCAACUUGCCAGUCUUACCUGAUCUACAGAUCUCAGCCCCCAUACUAUAACAUCGUUUCUUCCAUCUCUAAGCUCUUUAACUCUGACCCGUCUCAGCUCGCCCAGAUUAAUUCGGUCUCUGAGAAUGAGAACUUCGAAACAAACAAGGAGGUGAUUGUUCCUGUCAAUUGUUCCUGUUCCGGUCAGUUUUCUCAGGCAAACACUAAUUAUAGUAUUCGACAAGGUGAUCAGUUUUCAAAGAUCACUAACGACACCUUACAAGGCCUUUCUACCUCUCAAGCUACCCAGAAUCAAAACCCCAACGUUUCGACUUUGAACCUUAAUAUUGGCCAAAUGAUUACUAUACCCCUUCGGUGUGCUUGCCCUAUCAAAAAUCAAAGUGAUGCUAGCAUCAAAUAUCUACUCAGUUACACAAUCGCUCAGGGUGAUUCUCUUUCCGCUAUAAGUGGGCAGUUUCAAGUUUACUCCAUGGACAUCCUUGCAGCUAAUGAGCUUUCUGACCCUCCUACCAUUUAUCCGUUCACAACCCUCCUUGUUCAAAAUUCUUAA
Messenger RNA from Telopea speciosissima, 855 nucleotides. RefSeq names its product lysM domain receptor-like kinase 4. NCBI's taxonomy places the organism in Eukaryota, Viridiplantae, Streptophyta, Magnoliopsida, Proteales, Proteaceae. The transcript is spliced from 2 exons. Bases 1 to 855 code for a protein of 284 amino acids. The record is from RefSeq and is a predicted model, not a curated record.